Vombatus ursinus (common wombat) is the source of this 5119-nucleotide messenger RNA. RefSeq names its product adaptor related protein complex 1 subunit beta 1 (gene AP1B1). Gene Ontology annotation, cellular component: membrane coat; clathrin adaptor complex. Gene Ontology annotation, biological process: intracellular protein transport; vesicle-mediated transport. The transcript is spliced from 22 exons. The coding region runs from base 1096 to 3936 and encodes 946 amino acids. Lineage: Eukaryota; Metazoa; Chordata; Mammalia; Diprotodontia; Vombatidae. Gene Ontology annotation, molecular function: clathrin binding. The record is from RefSeq and is a predicted model, not a curated record.
CAAAAGCAAACAUAAAAGUGGAUGUCUCACAGCCGUACCCUGGAGGUGCAGAGAGGGGUGGGCGACAGCCCGCCUUCAGGUAUUUGAAGGACUGUCCCACGUGAAGGGGGCAGAACAAAGAGAAGCUGAUUCAGACUCAGUGAAGGAAAAGGAAAGCCUUCCUGAGGGGCUGGAAAUGGAAAGGGACCUGGGGCCCCCGUUCUUCUCCUCUCACUGGAAGUCUCCCAGCGGACACUGGAUGAGAGGGACUUUGUCCACUGGGAACAAAGGUUUGUCUGCAUGGCCUCCCAGAGCCCUGCCAAGCCCCGGUUAGUCAUGAGGCACACUGCUGCACGAGCCUCACCUGCCUUAGAGGCCUCACGGUGACCAUGAGAGACCCCCCAGGGACCCACUUGGGAACGGUUGUUCUAAAAGGGCCCUUGUGCCAGCUGACAUGGGGAGCCCAAAAGCUGUUGCCUCUUCUCUGGUGACUUUUUUCCUGGGCUGUGCUUCUCCACACUUCCAUGAGGGAAAUGCCACAUCCCUUUUUAGUCUUGCAAAAUAAAACAGAAGUCGUUUUUUGUUUUGUUUUUUUCCUUUAUAUCAUGGGACCAGGCAGGUGCUUUCCCCCCUUCCCAGCAACAAUGACUGUUGGCCACUGAGCUGUCCACAAGGUGGACGUUGUUAAGUGGGAGGCCUCCAAGCUAGCCUGCUUCCUGUCAGUCUACCAGAGGGCAGGUGAAGGCUCCCCUGACCUCUCUCUCAGGAAGCGACAGAUUGGGAAAGCUGGGGCCGGCUCCGUGGCGGUGCUGAGUGUUUUCUCCUCUCUCUUCCCGAAGGCUGCUGAAGCUCGUGUGGAGGGCUCAGGACGGCCGAGUUCAGGCCACGUUGACAGAACUUGCUCCAAUUGGCCGUAUUUUGCUGCUCACUCCAUUUUCAUCUGUCCGAUUAGGAUCAUAGACUCGUAGACUUAGAGCUGGAAGGACCCUUAGAGACCAUUGAAUCCAACCCCUCCACCCAUUUUACAGAUGAGGAAACUGAAGCUCAGGAAAGUUAAGGGAUUCGUCCAGGCUCACGUAGCUAAGCCACCAGUCUGCUGCCAGUUAAAGGACCAAAAUGACUGACUCCAAGUAUUUCACCACCACCAAGAAAGGGGAGAUCUUUGAGCUGAAGGCAGAGCUCAACAGCGACAAGAAGGAAAAGAAGAAGGAGGCUGUGAAGAAAGUGAUUGCGUCCAUGACCGUGGGCAAAGAUGUCAGCGCCCUCUUCCCCGACGUGGUCAACUGCAUGCAGACCGACAACCUCGAGCUAAAGAAGCUGGUGUACCUGUACCUGAUGAAUUACGCCAAAAGCCAGCCAGACAUGGCCAUCAUGGCGGUCAACACCUUUGUGAAGGAUUGUGAGGAUCCCAACCCCCUGAUCCGGGCCCUGGCCGUGCGGACCAUGGGCUGCAUUCGCGUGGAUAAGAUUACUGAGUACCUGUGUGAGCCUCUUCGCAAGUGCCUGAAGGAUGAGGAUCCUUACGUCCGCAAGACGGCUGCGGUGUGCGUGGCCAAGCUGCAUGACAUCAAUGCCCAGCUGGUGGAGGACCAGGGCUUCCUGGACACCCUCAAGGACCUCAUCUCAGACUCCAACCCCAUGGUGGUGGCCAAUGCUGUGGCCGCCCUCUCAGAGAUAGCCGAGUCUCACCCAAGCAGCAACCUCUUGGACCUGAACCCACAGUCGAUCAACAAGCUGCUGACGGCCCUGAACGAGUGCACAGAGUGGGGCCAGAUCUUUAUCUUGGACUGCCUGGCCAGCUACAUGCCCAAGGAUGACCGGGAAGCCCAGAGCAUCUGCGAGCGUGUGACCCCCCGGCUCUCUCACGCCAACUCAGCGGUGGUGCUGUCAGCGGUGAAGGUGCUGAUGAAGUUCAUGGAGAUGCUGUCGAAGGACCUCGACUACUACGGCACGCUCCUCAAAAAGCUGGCGCCUCCCCUGGUCACCCUGCUGUCGGCCGAGCCGGAGCUGCAGUACGUGGCCCUGCGCAACAUCAACCUCAUCGUGCAGAAAAGGCCUGAGAUCUUGAAACAUGAGAUGAAGGUCUUCUUCGUCAAGUACAACGAUCCCAUCUAUGUGAAGCUAGAAAAACUGGACAUCAUGAUCCGCCUGGCCUCCCAAGCCAACAUUGCCCAGGUGCUGGCGGAGCUGAAGGAGUAUGCCACAGAAGUGGACGUGGACUUUGUGCGCAAGGCCGUCCGUGCCAUUGGCCGCUGUGCCAUCAAGGUGGAGCAAUCUGCAGAGCGCUGUGUGAGCACCCUGCUGGACCUGAUCCAGACCAAGGUCAACUAUGUGGUGCAGGAGGCCAUCGUGGUGAUCAAAGACAUCUUCCGAAAGUACCCCAACAAGUACGAGAGCGUGAUCGCUACCCUGUGCGAGAACCUGGACUCCUUGGAUGAGCCGGAGGCGCGGGCGGCCAUGAUCUGGAUCGUGGGCGAGUACGCGGAGCGCAUCGACAAUGCUGAUGAGCUCCUGGAGAGCUUCCUGGAAGGCUUCCAUGAUGAGAGCACCCAGGUUCAGCUGCAGCUGCUGACAGCCAUUGUGAAACUCUUCCUGAAGAAGCCAACAGAGACCCAGGAGCUGGUGCAGCAGGUCCUCAGCCUGGCCACCCAGGACUCAGAUAACCCUGACCUGCGGGACCGAGGCUACAUCUAUUGGCGCCUGCUCUCCACAGACCCCGUGGCGGCCAAGGAGGUGGUCCUGGCCGAGAAGCCGCUGAUCUCAGAGGAGACCGACCUCAUUGAGCCCACGCUCCUCGACGAGCUCAUCUGCUACAUCGGCACGCUAGCCUCAGUCUACCACAAGCCCCCCAGUGCCUUUGUGGAGGGCAGUCGGGGGGUAGUGCACAAGAGCCUGCCUCCACGCACGGGCUCGAGUGAGAGUGCCGAGAGCCCUGAGGCUGCCCCGACAGGCGCACCCCCUGGGGAGCAGCCGGCUGUCAUCCCUGCCCAAGGUGACCUCCUCGGAGACCUGCUCAACCUGGACCUGGGCCCCCCAGUCACCGGGCCCCCGCUGACCGCAGCCCCUGUCCAGAUGGGGGCCGUGGACCUGCUGGGGGGAGGCCUGGACAGCCUGAUGGGCGACGAGGCUGAAGGGAUGGGCGGCACAAACUUUGCUGCCCCUCCCGCAGGGACGAUGCCAGCCAACCUGGGUGCCCCCAUUGGCGGGGGCUUGGGUGACCUCUUUGACUUAACCAGCGGAGUGGGAUCGCUGUCAGGCUCCUACGUGGCCCCGAAAGCAGUCUGGCUGCCUGCCAUGAAAGCCAAAGGCCUUGAGAUCUCAGGGACUUUCACCCGCCAGGUGGGCUCCAUCUCCAUGGACCUCUUGCUAACCAACAAGGCCCUGCAGGUCAUGUCUGAUUUUGCCAUCCAGUUCAACCGCAACAGCUUUGGCCUGGCCCCUGCGGCUCCCCUCCAAGUCCACGCCCCUCUCAGUCCCAACCAGACGGUGGAGAUCUCCCUCCCUCUGAACACCGUGGGCUCUGUCAUGAAGAUGGACCCUUUGAACAACCUUCAGGUGGCCGUAAAGAACAACAUUGACGUCUUCUACUUCAGCACCUUGUACCCGCUGCACAUCCUCUUUGUGGAAGACGGCAAGAUGGAGCGGCAGAUGUUCCUGGCCACGUGGAAAGACAUUCCCAAUGAGAAUGAGGCCCAGUUCCAGAUCAAAGACUGCCCUCUCAAUGCAGAGGCCGUGAGUAGCAAACUGCAAGCCAGUAACAUCUUCACCAUUGCCAAGAGGAACGUGGAGGGCCAGGACAUGCUGUACCAGUCCUUGAAGCUCACCAACAGCAUCUGGGUCCUGGCCGAGCUGCGCGUCCAGCCUGGCAACCCCAACCUCACGCUGUCCCUGAAGUGCCGAGCCCCGGAGGUAUCUCAGCAUGUCUACCAGGCCUACGAGACCAUCCUCAAGAACUGAUGGUCCCCUCCCCUCCCCCUGCCCCUCCCGCCCCUCCUGCCCCAGGGCCAGGGGAGAGGAGGUGACUCCCUGCUGUUUCUCCAGCUGCAGGGGGCCCAGGGACACUGAGUCCGCUUAGGCCUCAGGCUUCCCAGGAAUGAGGGGGGGUGUAUCUGCGACGUGGGAUUGUGCCCCCUGCCACUGCAGAGAUUUAGUGGGGGAAUGAGAGUGGGGGGGCUGAGGUCAGGAAGCGUCAGGGCCAGCAUCUGGCCCUCCCAUCUCAGGUAGGAGCGUGUCAUUGGUCGGGCCCCAAACAGACCCCGGGAAGACCCUUUGUCUCUUGGGCUUUUUCUUGACUCUGUCUAUCAGAACCAGUGUCCAGGCCGCAUCCUCCCUGGUGGUGAUGUUAGCCCCCAGCUAGAUGGGUGGGUGUCGUGUUGUUAGGAAGGUGCUCCUCCAGCCCCCAGGCACUUGCUUCCCUGGGGGGAGCGGGGAGGUGGGGACAGGAGAGAGAGCCCUCUCUCAAUCCAAGACGGCAGCCCCAUAGCAUUUCCUCCUUCCCCAUGUUUGCUUUGGCUGAAACCUCCCACAGUUCAUCGGACUGGGCUCAAAGGGUCCCUGUGAGGCCCUAGAAGCCAGCCCUUGGACCACUGCUUGUCCCAUCCUCCUCCUCCCCUGUUUUCCUCAAAUCCCACCUUGGGUGCUCAUGGAAUUGGAAAUCCUCCCCAUCCCCCCACCGGAAGCUGCAGCGCCUGUCACCUGAGCCCUUCUUGGGGGGCAUCCCUCUGCAGGAGAAGCCCCCCGGCCAGCUCCUGCACAGCCAGGCCCCAGGAAGCUUCACCUGCCGGGUGUGGGGGUUGGUUUGUGUGUGUCUGGGGGUGGGGGGUGGCUGUGUCUGCUGCCCCCGUCCCCUGGGGUCGUGAGGCUUGGCCAGUGGCUCCUGCUGGAGCUGGGGUGUUUUUCCUGCUGUUUGUUAAUAAAGAUUUAUCGCUUUGGGCAACCCGUGACACUACGUUUUUUCUCCCCUGUCCUUCCCCCCUCCCCCCAAUAAAGACAGUUCAAAUAAAUUCUACCAGAAGGGUUGGUGGAAGUCACCAGCCCUUGCAGUAAAUAUAUCUAAUAUAUAUAAAUAAGAGGUAUAUAUAUUGUAUGUUUACUCAUGUUUUCAGAAAGAGAGAAACAAUAAAAGUGACAUCUUCCAUCA